Dichomitus squalens LYAD-421 SS1 is the source of this 4584-nucleotide messenger RNA. RefSeq lists its product as uncharacterized. The transcript is spliced from 15 exons. Gene Ontology annotation, biological process: mitotic actomyosin contractile ring assembly actin filament organization; regulation of GTPase activity; regulation of actin cytoskeleton organization. Gene Ontology annotation, molecular function: actin filament binding; calmodulin binding; GTPase activator activity. The coding region runs from base 1 to 4584 and encodes 1527 amino acids. The record is from RefSeq and is a predicted model, not a curated record. Lineage: Eukaryota; Fungi; Basidiomycota; Agaricomycetes; Polyporales; Polyporaceae. Gene Ontology annotation, cellular component: cytoplasm; mitotic actomyosin contractile ring.
AUGUUCCCUUCGCAGUACCGGAGCUCAUACUUGGCCAAGAAGCGUGGGCUCGAUCACCUAGGUACCGGGCAGUCUGUCCGCCGACUUGAGCGUAUAGCGAGCGGCGAUGCGUCAGACGACUGGCUCGACAAUACCAUUCCAACAGAGGAGCUUCCGCCUCCCACCCCCGAGAAGGACAGAUUCGACCGCCGUGAAGAGAGGCCACUACGAGCGCGAGACGGCUGGAGGCAGGCUUCUCCAGAGCGCCUACCUGCCCCAGAAUUCAAGCCGGAAGUCAAGCCCUCGCCCCGGCAAGAGCUGGUGAUACCUGGUGUUACCAAUGCAGAUGAUGUCGUAGGUGUACCGCGGCGGAAGAGGCUGCUGCGGGACACCAUACCGGGCAACGCGCCGUUGCCCUCCUCUCGUCUCACCAGGGGCUUGUGGGCGGACGUUCAGAGGCACCUCAUCCAAGCCUAUGAAUACCUGUGUCACGUCGGUGAAGCCAAGGAGUGGAUCGAGGGUUGCUUGGGAGAGGAGCUGCCGUACGGAGUCGUGGAGAUGGAGGAGCAGUUGAGGAACGGAAUCGCGCUUGCGAAGUUGGUCCGUGUGUUCCAGGGUGAAGGCGCUGUUCGCAGGAUCUAUGAAGCACCUAAACUGGACUUCAGGCACUCUGAUAACAUCAACCACUUCUUCGUCUUCGUCCGCCAUGUCGGUCUCCCAGAGGGAUUUAUCUUCGAGUUGACAGAUCUGUACGAAAAGAAGAACUUCCCGAAGGUCGUCUACUGCAUCCACGCCCUCAGUCAUCUUCUUGCUCGCCGCGGUCUCGCACGACGGAUCGGUAAUUUGGUUGGGCAGCUACAAUUCUCUGACGAUCAACUACAGAAGACGCAGAAAGGGCUGAAAGAGGCAGGCGUUCCCAUGCCCAACUUCGGGAAUGUCGGACGGGAGCUUGCCAAGGAGAUCAACGAGGAACCUGAAGAGGAAUCGGAGACUGAGGACGAGCGUCGCGACCGCCUGUUACUCGAGUGCGAAGAUUCCAUCAUCGCACUGCAGGCUGCAGCACGUGCCUUCCUUGUUCGUAAAGACCAGGUCACCCAGCGCGCGCGCAUGCGGCUCGCAGAACGCUACGUGCCGAAGGUACAAGCCAUCGCUCGGGCCGCUCUCGUCCGCAAGCAGCUGCGACAAGACCGCGAGCAGCGUCGCGACCUCACGCCUUUCAUCCAUGCCUUGCAGGCUCAAGCUCGCGGCGUGCUCCUUCGGAGGCAGUGGAAGCAGCAUCUGCGUCGGGUCAAGUCUGUCGCUCCGUACAUUGUGAAGGUCCAAGCACAAGCUCGUGGGGUUCUUAUCCGGCGCAAGUUCCAGAAGCUCAAGGCUGCCAUCCGGGGCUGCAAAGUCUCCGUUGUCCAGCUGCAGUCCGUCGCUCGUGCUCGCAUAGCCCAGCGUAGCCACAAGGAGAUCGCGAAAUCCUUCGCGAAGCCCGUGGUUUUGGACAACAUCGUCGCGCUCCAGGCUCACGCGCGCGGCGCCCUCACACGCGCUCGUCUAACCCGCCAGGAUCGGCAGUUGGCACGCGCCGAGUCCGGCGUUGUCGGUUUACAGGCUCAAAUUCGGGGUGUGCUUGUACGGAGACAGGUCCAUACACAGCUAGCGAAGUUGGAUGAUAUCACCAACAUCAUCGUUCGCAUCCAAGCCGCUGCGAGGACUUACAUUGCCCGGAAGCGACUCCUUAACCUCAUCCGCAGCCUUCGCAAGGCAACUCCUGCGCUUAUCGGUCUUCAAGCUAUCGCUCGUGCGAAGCUUGCCCGUCAGCAGCAUGCCGCUAUGCACAAGGCGCUCUCCGAGGUCAAGGUUGUCAAGGCCGUCGGUGGGUUCCAGGCUCGUGCGCGCGCAGCACUCGCUCGCUCUCGCCAUCAGGAGCAGCAGAAGCGCCUUGAGUUUGUCGAGCCAGACGUCGCGGGCUUCCAGGCCGUCGCCCGUGGCUACCUCGUUCGUCGAGAGUGGAACGCGUGGCGCGACUUCCUCCGGAGCAGUCACCCGCAGGCGACCAUCCUGCAGGCGUUACUCCGCGGCGCGAUGCAGCGCAAGAAGUUCCGCACGAAGAUGCAGUACUACCGCUCGAAUCUCGACAAGAUCGUUCAGAUCCAGUCCCUCUUCCGUGCUAAGGAGACCCGGGAGCAGUACAGGCAGCUCACCCUCGGUACAAACGUCAGCGUCGGCACCAUCAAGAACUUCGUCCAUCUGCUCGACGACUCCGAGGCGGACUUCCAGGAGGAGAUCAAGGUUGAGCGUUUGCGUCAAGAGGUCGUCAAGCGCAUUCGUGAGAACCAGGCGCUGGAACACGACGUCAGCGAGCUUGAUGUCAAGAUUGCCCUUGUCGUGCAGAACGUGAAGAACUUCGAGGAGCUUGUGAAGGCUAGGCGCCGUCUGGGUACCGAUAGUGCCGCUAUUCAUGCCGCGCGUGCAUCCGUCCUUGCUGCCCACGGUGAUCCUUUCGCGAGCCCUAGUACUCUGGAUCGGACGGCCAAGCGCAAGCUGGAGUUGUACCAACAAUUGUUCUACCUGCUUCAAACAGACGGCAGGUACCUGACGCAAUUGCUCACGAGCAUGGCCGCUGAAGAUAACUGGGAGAAGAACCGCCGCAUGAUCGAGCGAGUCACUCUCGCCCUCUUUGGUUAUGGCCAGGCAGCGCGGGAAGAGUAUCUUAUGCUCAGGUUCUUUCAGACCGCUAUUCAACAAGAAGUAUCUGCUGCGAAUUCGGUAGACGACAUCAUCCAUGGCCACCCUACAUUCAUCAACGUCGCCGUCCAUUAUUUGCGGCCCAAGCAGACCACUUACAUUCGGGAUACCCUUCAAGGCGUGAUCCGUGAGGUAGUCAACGCUGACGAUCUGGACCUCGAGACCGACCCUUCGGUGAUAUACCGUUUGCGCAGGGACAUUGAGGAAAUGAGGGCUGGCGCAGCUGGUAGUAAAGCCAAGGACAUUCCGUUCCAUCAGGCUCUUCAAGAUCCUGAUACCCGCGCGACAUACAUCCGCCAUUUGCAAGUUCUUCAGUGGUGGACGGAAGAGUUCGUACGGGCGAUCACAUCUUCCCUCUCGAAGAUGCCGUACGGGAUGCGGUAUUUGGCUAGAGAGACCCUGAACGCUGUUAAGGCCAAGUUCCCUGACGCUCCUGCGGAGGCAUGUGCGGCCUGCGUGGCGAGGUUGGUCUAUUACCGCUAUAUCAACCCUGCUAUAAUCACUCCAGAGACCUUCGACAUCGUUUCAACAACGGUCGACAUCGCAUCGCGCAAGAACCUUGCCCAGAUCUCUAGGAUGCUUACUCAGAUCACGACUGGUUCUGAGUUCAGCGAAGAGCAGUUGGCAUAUCUCCCUGUCAAUGACUAUGUUCGCAAAACAAUCACGUCCUUUGCAGCGUGGCUUUUGGAAGUUGCUAAUGUCCCUGAUGCUGAGACCGAGUUCCAUGCCCAUGAGUUCCUUGAUGCGACUAUUCAGCCAAGACCCAUCUGGAUCUCCCCCAACGAGGUGUACUCUAUGCACAGGUUCCUGUCCCAGUACCUCGACCCCCUGGCACCCACAAAGGAUGACACCUUGCGAGUCAUUCUUGCUGAGCUUGACGGCGUGCCGAACGUCGGUAGCGACGAGUUGAACGAGGCACGAGAUACCGCGAUUGAACUGCAGCUUUCGAAUCGGUUUGCGAGGGUCAGAGAUCCGCGAGCCGACGAGAAAGCCCUCUGGGUACAGGCAAAGCGGGCUGUUCUAGCUAUUCUUCGUGUGCAGCCCGCGAAGGACCUGGUGGAAUCGCUCAUGCAGCCUGUCACGGACGAGCACGAGUACGUUUGGGAAGGUAUCUUGGAGGAGAUGGAGCGGGACACGAUGCGCCAUCAACGACGGAUGCCAUCGACUCAUGGCGGAGACGCUGCUUAUCGCUUGGAAGACAUCAGAUCUAUGACGUUCCGCGAAGUCAAGGCGCAUGCAAUUUACUUCCUUCUCGAGCUAGAGAAGCAAGGCAGAAUCACGCGUAUGGAUGGGUAUCAGGGUAUCCUCAACGCCAUUGCAGGCGAUGUUCGUAGCAAGAAUCGCCGAAGGGUGCAGCGUUUGCACGAAAAAGAGAGCCUAGAGGAAUCGCUCAAGCACCUUGCGGAGCGAAAGAAGUACUUUGAGGAACAGAUCAAGCAGUACCACGAUUACGUCGAGACGGCCAUGAAUACGAUGCAACGUGGCAAGGGCAAACGACGUCUCCUCCCGUUCACCCAACAGUAUUUCCACAUGCGCGAGCUCCAGAAGGCCGGCAAGAUGCCUCAGUUUGGCUCCUUCAAGUACUCUGCGCAGCGUUUCUACGACAAGGGUAUUCUACUCUCUAUCGAGAAUUAUUCGCCUCGUCAGUUCGACAAGCUGGAUAUCGUCAUAUCAUCCAACGCGGUCGGCGUAUUCACCUUCGAAAUCUUCAAUCACGCACUUGGCAUCACAAAUCGUAUGGCUACCCAGGACAUCAAGAUGGAAGACCUCUUGCAGGCUCAGUUCGAAGAUCGUGCUUCCUUGUCCUUGUUCAACGGUCUUGCCAAAUUCAACCUGAAUCUAUUAUUAUGGCAGAUCAACAAGAAGUGA